GCUGCCGCUGCGGCUGCCGCGGUGCCGAGGGGGUGAGGGGGGCCCGCGGGGGCGGAGGAGGAGCGCGGCGGCCCCGCCGCCCGGCGAUGGGGCUGUGCCUCGGCCGGCCCUGCGCCGCCCGGCCGCGCAGCAGCGCUUAGCUCGCCCUCAGCUGCCGCAGCCCUCGCCGCGGGGCUGCCGCCUCGGAUGACCCAGCGGCGGGAUCCGCCGGCGAGUGCAGCCGCAGGGCGCCGCAGCCGCCGCCUCUCCCCAUCCUCCUCGUCCUCCUCGUCCUCCUCCUCCUCGUCCUCCUCCUCCUCGCCCAUGGCCGCCCGCCGCCCCCGCUGACCGGCCGCCCCUCGCCUCCUCCCCGGCCGGGGUCGGCUGGAGCAGAGAAGAUGGGGAACACCACCUCCUGCUGCGUCUCCUCCAGCCCCAAGCUGCGCAGGAAUGCCCACUCCCGGCUGGAGUCCUACCGCCCCGAGGCCGACCUGAGCCGGGAGGACACGGGCUGCAACCUGCAGCACAUCAGCGACCGGGAGAACAUCGACGAUUUGAACAUGGAAUUCAACCCAUCAGAUCAUCCACGGGCCAGUACAAUAUUUCUCAGUAAAUCUCAAACAGAUGUGAGAGAAAAACGCAAGAGUCUCUAUAUAAACCACCAUCCUCCUGGGCAGUUGAGAAGGAAGUACAGUUCCUGCUCCACUAUUUUCCUGGAUGACAGCACAGUCAGUCAACCAAACCUCAAGUAUACCAUCAAAUGUGUAGCUCUUGCAAUAUAUUACCACAUCAAAAACAGGGACACAGAUGGAAGAAUGCUCUUAGAUUUUGAUGAAAACCUUCAUCCCCUUUCGAAAUCCGAAGUGCCACCAGAUUACGACAAACAUGAUCCAGAGCAGAAACAGAUUUACCGCUUUGUUCGGACGUUGUUCAGUGCUGCUCAACUGACUGCUGAAUGUGCCAUUGUCACCCUGGUAUAUCUUGAAAGACUUUUAACGUUCUGCAGAGAUAGAUUUUGUCCAGCGAACUGGAAGCGAAUUGUACUGGGUGCAAUUCUACUGGCAUCCAAGGUUUGGGACGACCAAGGCGGUGUGGAAUGGGAUUACUGCCAGAUCCUGAAAGAUAUCACGGUCGAAGACAUGAAUGAGCUGGAACGCCAGUUUCUUGAGCUGUUGCAGUUCAAUAUUAAUGUUCCCUCCAGUGUUUAUGCCAAGUAUUAUUUUGAUUUGCGUUCCCUGGCAGAAGCGAAUAACCUGAGUUUUCCUUUGGAGCCCCUCAGCAGGGACAGGGCAUGUAAGUUACAGGCCAUUUCCCGCUUGUGUGAAGAUAAAUACAAGGACUUCAGGAAAUCUGCAAAGAAACGGUCAGUCAGUGCUGACAAUCUGACUGUGGUUAGAUGGUCGCCUGCUAUUAUCUCCUAA
Messenger RNA from Cygnus olor (mute swan), 1400 nucleotides. It is a transcript of the gene CCNY, whose product is annotated as cyclin Y. The record is from RefSeq and is a predicted model, not a curated record. NCBI's taxonomy places the organism in Eukaryota, Metazoa, Chordata, Aves, Anseriformes, Anatidae. Gene Ontology annotation, cellular component: cytoplasmic cyclin-dependent protein kinase holoenzyme complex; plasma membrane. Gene Ontology annotation, biological process: regulation of canonical Wnt signaling pathway; regulation of cyclin-dependent protein serine/threonine kinase activity. Gene Ontology annotation, molecular function: protein kinase binding; cyclin-dependent protein serine/threonine kinase activator activity.